AUGGGUGCUCGUCUUCGGUUGGGGCUGCUGCACUUACCAUGCCGGCUCAUGCUUCGGUCUCAUCAUGAGGCAGUUCGUCUUCAGACUACAGGGGCCCGACAGCUUCAUGCUGACCAUCGGAAUCGACUAUCCAACGUCUGGAUCCCUGCUGCUACUGUGGCUGCAAAGGACGUCAAGGAAGAUGAGGAAUCACAUUCAAAGCUAAUACGAGCUGGGUUUCUGCGACAAGCGCAUUCCGGUAUCUACCACAUGUUGCCGCUGGGCCAUAGGGUACAGCAGAAGAUUGAGGACCUUAUUGAUAAGCAUAUGAGAUCCGUUGGUAUGACGAUCCGCAACUACAAGACUUGUUCGCGUGACUUGGCUAAGAUAUCCUCAGGUGCGUCGAAGCUUGCGUUGUCGACCAUCUCGUCCGAGGCACUAUGGCAGCGAAGCGGCCGUCUGCAGAGCAUUGGCUCCGAGCUCUGGCGCCUCAGUGACCGGAAGAAGGGCAAGUACUUGCUUGGCCCAACCCACGAGGAAGAGAUCACCAACAUGGUCUCUCAAACGGUCAACUCUUUCAAAAACCUCCCUAUACGGCUUUACCAGAUAAGUCCGUCAAGCUUUCCCAUACCCUCUGCGUCCGGCAAUGAGUUCCUGACUUGCUCCACAGCGAGGAAAUACCGUGACGAAGCCCGGCCCCGUCACGGUCUGCUGCGCUCGCGCGAGUUCACCAUGAAGGACCUGUACACCUUUGACACCACCACCGAGGCGGCGCUCGCCACAUAUGAGCAGAUACGCAGUGCGUACAACAACUUCUUUGCAGAGCUCAAGGUCCCCAUUCUAGUCGCGGAGGCCAGCUCUGGCGACAUGGGGGGGGAUCUGAGCCACGAGUACCACAUUGCAACCUCGCUGGGCGAAGACCAUGUCAUCAGCUGCGACAGCUGCGACUAUGUUGCGAACGCCGAAUUAGCCGAGACUCGUCCUGUGGCGCAGAACGAGCCGCUCUGGCCAAAGCCCGAAGUGCAAGGUAUUCGUGUCUGGCGCGGUAUCACCAAAGACAGGUCGACACUCGUCAACGUCUGGUACCCGGCAUCAGUCACCGACUCAAAGGGGAGGACAACCAGAUUCGACGACGACGAAGUUAACAUCGACGCUGUCAAGACCCUAGUCCCAGGCCUAGACGCCGGAAUCGAUGACCCCCUCCCCCUCUGGCAGACAGUCCUCGACCAAGUCCAGAACCCCAGCUCAUCCGCAACAGACCCAUCCCCCCGCCUCCUCAACCUCGUCGACAGCCGCCUGCCCUCCUUCUCCGCCGAGCAGCUCGCCGCCCAGGACACCUCCGCCGACACCCCCUCGCUAUGCCCCUUCCCCUCCACAUCCUCCCUGGCCGCGGCCCUCGCCACCCUCCCCUCCACAACCCAAACCACCACAACCGAGGACUCCUCCCCCCUGAACCUCCUGCGCAUCCAGCCGGGCGACCCCUGCCCGAAGUGCGACGCGGGCGCCCUCAACGUCCAAAAGGCCAUCGAGCUAGGCCACACCUUCCACCUCGGCACGCGCUACUCGGAGCCCCUCGGCGCCGCCGUCGCCCUGCCCAACAAUAACAGCAGCAAGUCCCCCACCACCGCCCCGGCGCCCCUGCAGAUGGGCUGCCACGGCAUCGGCGUGUCGCGCAUCAUCGGCGCCGUGGCCGACCACCUCGCCGACGGCAGGGGCCUCAACUGGCCGCGCACCAUCGCGCCCUACGAGGUCGCCGUGCUGGCGGGCCACAGGCUCGAGGGCGCGGCGGCGCAGGUCUACGACGCGCUCGCCUCCGCGCCCGGCGCGGCAGGCGACCUGGUCCUCGACGACCGCGACAGCUCGCUCGGGUGGAAGAUGAAGGACGCCGACCUCGUGGGCUACCCCGUCGUCGUCGUCGUCGGCAAGUCGUGGAGCGAGGCGGCGCGCAUGUGCGAGGUGCAGUGUCGCAGGCUCGGGGUCAAGGAGACGGUCGCGAUAGACGAGUUGCCUGCCUAUACCAAGGCGCUCCUGGACCAGCUGUAG
Messenger RNA from Thyridium curvatum, 2022 nucleotides. RefSeq lists its product as uncharacterized. Gene Ontology annotation, molecular function: proline-tRNA ligase activity; ATP binding. Bases 1 to 2022 code for a protein of 673 amino acids. The transcript has 5 exons. Gene Ontology annotation, biological process: prolyl-tRNA aminoacylation. The record is from RefSeq and is a predicted model, not a curated record. Gene Ontology annotation, cellular component: mitochondrion. NCBI's taxonomy places the organism in Eukaryota, Fungi, Ascomycota, Sordariomycetes, Thyridiales, Thyridiaceae.